GCUCACCUGGCUGCAGAGCAAACAGACACUGAUUCUUCUUCGACAUGAAAGCUGCAGCUUUUGUUCUGGGAUUCAUGUUUACCUGUGCUGGGGUCCCAGGCGGAACAGCUGGAGGUCACCUGGAAGGAUUGUUGGAGACCGGUGUUCUGUCCGAGUGUCGGGACCGGUACCUGUGGGUCCAGGUGGCGUCGGUCCAGACGCCUCGCUUCGAGGCCGUAGAUGAAAAUGGCGUCCACCCGAUCAGCGAGCUGCUUGCCUCUCGCUGUGGUUACACCAUCAGCACCUUCAAGAUGGACGGCUUCACCACCUUCAGAGCUUCAUAUUAUUCCUGCUUCACCCACAUCCAGAAUGACGAAGUGUUCACGUUCAGAUUUAACGUGAUCAUGAGCGACAGCGGCGGCGGAUGGAUCAGCAGACCUGUCUCUGCCACGUGUUCUGGUCUGACGUGGACUCACAGAGAGGUCGUCUGUGAGGAGGACUACAUGGAGGUGAACGUGAACAGAGAGUCUUCCUGUGGAGGUCAGCGGGGGGAGAGUGGACAGGUGUGGCAGACGGCCUUCUCUCAGGCUCUGAUGACUGCGUCUUCAGUGUGGCAGCUGAUGUUCCUGCAGAGCGAUGGACGGGUGUCCUCCAUGUCCAUCAGUGAGGCCCAGACACAGGGCUACGGCCUCACCACGACCAGCCAGCGGGUGGUGCUGCGAUCCCAGUACAAACAGCAGCAGGCCAGCCUUGUCAUGGUGGAAGGCGUCCCCGUAGAGGUCAUUCAGGUUUCUGUGUUCUUGAAGAAAAAGCUAAUGGUGGUGAUGAUGGAUGUGUCCAUGUCCUGUGCAGUCAAUUCUGGUUCAUUCGACGGCGCCUCGCUGCUCUGGGACGUCCCGUGGAUCAUGAUGCCUCUGGUCGAGGAGGACGCAAGGUUUGAAAGUCAGACGGUCAGUGUGGGGGUGGAGGGUGUCCUUCUGGACCAACCCACCGCUAGAGGAUUCAGUCUGGUCCGGAUUGGCGGACUGGUCCAGAUCAGGGUUCGUUUUGGAGCAGAGGGCGGCUACCGACAGAGUGUUGUGCUGGAUAACGUGUACAAGGAGCGGUACGUGAUCUCCCUGCUGUACGAACACGUCUUCGCUCUGAUGUUUGAAGACAACAGCAGCAUCAUCACCAGACACCGGAUUCUCAGAGUCCUGGACACGCCGCUGAUCUGCCGUCCACCCUUCAGCGUGGACAAGACCCGGACUGAUGACGAGGCGUUCAGUGUCUACCUCGGAAACAUUCCUGCAGAUGUGGUUUUGGAGGAAGUGUGGAUCAACGGGAAGCAGCGGAGGAUGUCGGGGAGCGUUGACCGAGGCGUCAGCAUCAGUCCUGUUUCUCACGUGAACGGAAGCCGAGCGUACGACCUGCGGCUGCCCUUCGAGGACGCGGACGUCCUCUGGACGUACCUGGGUGCAGGUGUGGUUCAGUACUCUGUCGACAUGAACUUCACUUUAAGCAUCGUGCACCAGAGAGGCUCGUACCACCACCACACGUUCAUCUCUGCUCGACUCUUCAGUGCAUUUCCUCCACAGAUCACAGCUCAUUGUUUUGACGGAGGAAUCACCUUCAGCGUGGUUCGACCGCCUCGGGCUAAGAGUCUCUGGGAGGUGGGUGUCGACCAUGAGCCUCUGACAUCACAGCUGGCAGCUCAGAGAGGGUACCGCCUCCUCAACGACACCCACAAAACCUCCCUGGACGUCCCUGUGUUCUCCAUCGGCUACACCUACGAAGACAUCAACCUGUCAUUCUUUUAUGGAACAUUUAAGCUACUUCUCAGGGACUCUAAAACUCUGGCGGUCCAGACGUCCACCUCCAAACGCUGCCUCUUCAAAACUCAGGACAUGACCGUUUGUUCUGCAGAUGGAACCGUGACCGUGGUAACCACUCCAGCAUCCACCUGGCCCACGGUGCGGCCCGACAGAACCAGUCUGCUGGACCCGACCUGUCGCUCCAAACAGACCGACGGAUCCAGAGUUCUGUUUGAGUUCAAUGUGAACUCCUGUGGGACCAGAGCCAGGGUCGGGGAGUCCUACGUGGUUUAUGAAAACGAGAUCAUCCACGACAAACAGCUGAUCGCUGACGGGCCGAACUUCAUCUCCAGAGAAUCUCAGUUUAAGUUGACCGUGCGCUGCUUCUAUCCUCUGAGUGGAGUCCACAGACUUUCUGUCUCAAGGGUCUUCAGAUCUCCUGGGUUUGGUUCAAUCGAAGUCUUUGAGAGUACUAAAGAUUCAGCGAAUAAAGUUCCUGCUCGUGACUGUCUGCUGCAGGAGCCUGGAAAUGAGGUCAAUACCCCGAUGAACCAGGCCCAUCUUGAACCCGGUUUCAGGCCUCUGCUCAAACCUGGACCCAGCCACUUCAUCACAGUCUCAAGACAACACAACAAGGUUGUUUCCUCUUCAGACAUCCAAACUUCUCCAACCCUGAACCUUUCUCCUGAAACUCAAAACCAGAAGGUUGUAUCCCAUCCUGGUCGACUCAAAUCCAAGACAGAGGAGCGAAAUGUAUUCAGCCCUUUUUCUAGUUUUCCCAGAAAGCCGAGCUUUAACGUCGUCCACGUGAGCGCUCAGCAUUCAGGACCACAGGACGAUGUCCUAGCCUCAGUGUUGGACUCUUACAGCAGGACCGCGGAUUCUGCAGCCACUGACCAAUCAGAAAGUAGCUGGAGCAGCACAGCUCACACUCCAACUCUUACCAGUCUCAACAGUUUAGAUGAACAUGUCCAACAACUUGGUCAAAAUGGAAUCAAGCUAAAUGAAGACAUGCAAAGUCUUAGUAACUCUAACCCUUCUCUUCAUGAGUUGAAGCAGAAGAUGAGUCCUCAAGGUCUGGAUGAUCCUUCCCAGCUUCAACUAGUCCUUAAACCAGUUCAUUACAACCAAGACCAAAUCAGUGGACAAAUAGUCCUGCCCACCAGACACCAGACACUUGUUCCUGCUGAUACUCAGGAGUCUGUAGACAGUCAAACUGUGACUACUGCGACCAGCCGAGUCGACCAGAACCCAAAGAGAACUGAGUCCAUGGGAAGAAGGAGCAUUGAGAUGCUUCAGUCCAGCGUGAAGAACAUCCGAGUCAAACCAAUGUUCAAAUUAGAAUCUUCUGGAAAUCAUCUGAAAUGGAAACCUUCCAUCAAACAAGUAAACUCUCAAAUAUCUAAUCCUGGACUAAUGGAGGUCAGCGCUAACAGGAACCACCGGAGGUCCGAACAGCUUCACGACCGCAGACCUUCAAUCACUAGAAGGAAAACAGAUUUCCAAACAGGAAACCAGGAACAGGGUGUUUAUGGUGUUCAAGGCAAGCUGCAUCAAUCUGAAGUGAUCCGCCUCCCUGAUCAAUCCCCGACCCACAUUGGACCACAGCAGAACCUGGUCCAGUCAGGGGUUGAGACAGAAAACCACAUGAGAGAGGAACCUGCUUCAGCUCUGAGAACGUUUGUCCAGUCAGCAGGUACAACUCACAUAAGAGUCCGACCCGGUCCCAGUGGAGGACUCCAAACUCCUGAUCAGCCCGGACUGCAGAACCCCGACUCUCUCACCCGGGGGGGAAUCGGCGGGACAUCCGACUUCAGCUUCAUACUUCAGAAUACGGUCGUCAUCAGAGAACUUGACCCGACCAAUCCAAACGCACAGAGAACUGAGGGCCUGAAUCCCACCACAGGAGGAACUGGCUUACCUGGUCCUAAAACAAGUCCGACUGGUUCUGAUCCUGGUUCAGUCCUAAAGAUCCACUGGAGUUCGGACCGUGGGCGUCAGUAUGGAUCCAGUGUUCACCGGGGCAUCAUGAGAGGUGAACAGAUCAGCUGAUGAAGACCAGACACCAGCGUCUGUCUGCACACACUGACUCAAUAAAAAACACAUGUUAGAACCACA
This is a messenger RNA of Platichthys flesus (European flounder), 3890 nucleotides long. RefSeq lists its product as uncharacterized. The coding region runs from base 45 to 3824 and encodes 1259 amino acids. The record is from RefSeq and is a predicted model, not a curated record. NCBI's taxonomy places the organism in Eukaryota, Metazoa, Chordata, Actinopteri, Pleuronectiformes, Pleuronectidae. The transcript has 20 exons.